CGCGGGCGCGGGCGCACGGUCAGCUGGGCGGAAGUUGCGCGCGGCUCCAUCUUACGUCAGUCAGAGCGGUGACUGGAACGCGUCGGGGCUCGCAGAGCUACAGUCAUGUCAGACAAAGAUAAAAGUGAGCUUAAAGCAGAAUUAGAGCGUAAAAAACAGCGGUUGGCUCAAAUCAGAGAGGAAAAGAAAAGGAAAGAAGAGGAGAGAAAGAAAAAGGAAGCUGAUCAGAAGAAGGAAUUGCCACAGAAUGAAGAAACUGAUAUUGAGAAGAAACGAAGGGAAGCUGAAGCCUUGCUCCAGAGCAUGGGCAUUACAUCUGAGCCCUCUGUUGUCCCUCCUACGUCUCCUCCCUCAAAAUCGGUGAGUACACCAAGUGAGGCUGGAAGCCAGGAUUCUGCUGAUUGCACUCUUGGACCAAGGCGUGGAGCAAUCAAAUUGGAGAUGGCAAAGAUCACACAGGUAGAUUUUCUUCCACGGGAGAUUGUCAGUUAUACAAAGGGAACACAAACUCCAGUUAUUGCACAGAAAGCUGAAGCAGAAGAGGAGGAGGAGGAAAUUGUACCCAAGCAAGUAGUUGAACCAGAACCAGCACAAGUACAGAAAGAAGAAGAUAAAGAAGGUGUACCUCAUGAACUUACAGAAGAAGAAAAACAGCAGAUAAUUCAUUCUGAUGAAUUCCUCACAUUCUUUGAUCACAGCACUAGAAUAAUUGAACGAGCUCUUGCAGAGCAUAAAGACUUGUUUUUUGACUACAGUGGCAAGGAUUUAGAAGAAAAAGAAGGAGAACUCCAAGGUGGAGCUAAACUAUCUUUAAAUAGAGAGUUUUCUGAUGAACGCUGGUCAAAACAUCGUGUUGUUACAUGCAUGGACUGGUCACCUCAGUACCCAGAACUCCUUGUUGCUUCGUACAACAAUAAUGAGGAUGCUCCCCAUGAACCAGAUGGUGUAGCUCUUGUAUGGAACAUGAAAUUUAAGAAAGCAACUCCAGAGUAUGUCUUCCACUGCCAGUCAUCUGUAAUGUCAGCUUCUUUUGCACGAUUUCAUCCAAAUCUGGUCGUUGGAGGAACAUAUUCUGGUCAGAUUGUGCUAUGGGAUAAUCGCAGUAACAAAAGGACACCAGUCCAGAGAACACCACUCUCUGCUGCUGCUCAUACGCAUCCUGUCUACUGUGUGAAUGUGGUUGGUUCUCAAAAUGCCCAUAACCUGAUCAGUGUUUCCACUGAUGGGAAGAUCUGUUCCUGGAGUCUGGAUAUGCUUUCACAACCACAGGAUAGCAUGGAAUUGAUGCAUAAGCAGUCAAAGGCAGUAGCUGCUACUUGUAUGUCCUUCCCAUUGGGUGACGUCAACAAUUUUGUAGUUGGCAGUGAGGAAGGCUCUAUAUACACUGCAUGCCGUCAUGGAAGCAAAGCUGGAAUUAGUGAGAUUUUUGAUGGUCAUCAAGGACCAAUCACAGGUAUUCAUUAUCACACUGCAGCUGGUCCAGCUGACUUCUCUCAUCUUUUUGUAACCUCCUCCUUUGAUUGGACAGUCAAAUUAUGGACAACCAAGAAUAACAAGCCUCUGUAUUCCUUUGAAGACAAUGCUGAUUAUGUUUAUGAUGUUAUGUGGUCUCCCACCCAUCCUGCAAUGUUUGCAUGUGUUGAUGGAAUGGGAAGACUUGAUUUAUGGAAUCUAAAUAAUGAUACAGAGGUACCAACAGCAAGUAUAACAGUGGACAAAAAUCCUGCACUGAACCGAGUGAAAUGGACUCAAACUGGAAGAGAAAUUGCUGUGGGUAACUCAGAAGGGCAAAUACUAAUUUAUGAUGUAGGAGAGCAAAUAGCAGUUCCUCGAAGUGAUGAAUGGACACGCUUCGCUCGAACUUUGGCAGAAAUAAAUGCCAACAGAGCUGAUGCAGAGGAAGAAAUUGCAGCAUGAAUAGCAGAUCAGAAUUCAAGCCAAGACCUGUAUGUAGAGUAGGAAACAGCAAUUCAAUUAAGUGUCCAAUUAAAUUUUGUAUCUUGGUUGGUAACAAUGAAAUGGCACAGGAACUUGUGCAACAAAUUUCUUAAAUUUCAUUUUCCCCAUAUUUCAGUGAAAUAACCCCAUCACAAAAGUCGAAUAAAUAUUUAAAGUGUCACCAAUAUGUGCAACGGCAGGUGAUAGGGAAGAAUUCUUAGCAGUUUUAUAAACAUUCAUACUUCGGGAACUAAUUAUAGCUGUUGUAUUUUUGACAGCUACAACUAUAAAAAUUGUACUUUCCUGUAUUAGAUUUGUAAUUUUUAAGGCAAUAGGAGCAGAAUUAGGCCAUUUGGGCCCAUCAAGUCUGCUUCGUCAUUUCAUCUUAGCUGAUCUAUUUCCCAUCUCAACUGCAUUCUCCUCAUAAUCUUUCAAGCUCUGAAUAAUCAAGAAUUUAUCAACCUCCACCUUAAAUGCAUCCAAUGACCUGGCCUCCACAGCCACCUGUGGGCAAUGAAUUCCACAGAUUUAUUAUCCUCUGGUUAAAGAAAUUUCUCCUCACCUCCAUUCAAAGUGGAGAUCUCUCUAUUUUGAGACUGCUCUUUGGUCUGAAAAUCCCCCACUAUAGGUAUCAUUUUCUCCACAUCCACUCUAACUAUUCUUUCCACAGCCUCCAUCUGUACACCAAAUUUAUCCCAUUGCAUGUAGACUGCAGGAGUUGGCCACAAAAGCAAGUGUCAUUGUGGGAAGUUUGUUCUCCUGUAGUUUUGGAAAUAUCACUUAUGCAUAUUGGUCUUGUAAUUAAUGUCAUUUUAAAAAUUAUUUUGAUCUAAUGUGGUUUUAACAAUAGUUACAAAAAUUAUGUAAAAUUAGCAUUAAAAUUGCUACAAAUAAUAAAUAUACAGGAAAGUAAAUAUCUGAUGUGAUGUUUUAUAUUGAACUGCACAAGCAUUUACACACAUAUACUAUCCUUUUCAUGGUGUAACUUGAUCAGUUACCCCACCGAGUUUGUUGUUUUAGCAUCAGAUGAGAGUAUAUGUGCUCAUUUUGUAAAGUAAUUUAUGGCUCUCCUUGAUGCCAUGAGUUUUUUGUACUAUUACAUGGUACCUUUAAAUGGAAUUUAGAGUACAAUAAACAAUAUUUUUCAACAGGCAAUAUCAAAUUUACUGUUAAUAUAUUUGAGUUUACUACAGAAACAUCAAAAAUGCAACUGGUUUUAUCUGCCAUAUAUACAGUUUAAUUGUAGAAAUGUCACAUUAGGUGUAUUCCUUCUCACACAGGUAAACUGCUGGUGGUUAAUGUACAUACUUGAAUAGUGCCCAAGGAAACAAUCUGUACAUAGUUCAAAUGUAACUUCGUAUCAUUGAGAAACUCCCAAUUACAAAAUUAAAGAAUUUUUUUCAGCAAAUAUGCUGAAGUAUACAUAAUAAUAAAAAGCAAAUUUUUGGGCUUUGCUGAUGUCCUAAAAUUAGCUUAGUCAGAUCGAGUUUUCCUUGCAAUUCAGACACCAAAUAUAGCACAUUUUCAUAAAACAAAUCAAUGCAGUAAAAAUAAUUCUUUAAAACAGUAAUAUGGUAACAGUUUAUAGUUUAAAUGCCAUGAUUUAACAAAACAAUCUGUACAAUAUUUUUCAGCAACCCUUUAACUCA
This is a messenger RNA of Hypanus sabinus (Atlantic stingray), 3587 nucleotides long. RefSeq names its product cytoplasmic dynein 1 intermediate chain 2-like. The transcript is spliced from 16 exons. Lineage: Eukaryota; Metazoa; Chordata; Chondrichthyes; Myliobatiformes; Dasyatidae. Gene Ontology annotation, cellular component: cytoplasmic dynein complex. The record is from RefSeq and is a predicted model, not a curated record. Gene Ontology annotation, biological process: transport along microtubule. Gene Ontology annotation, molecular function: dynein heavy chain binding; dynein light chain binding. The coding region runs from base 106 to 1917 and encodes 603 amino acids.